AUGCUCCUUAAUACCACCUUUCCUCUGUCGGUAAAUUUUGACCGUCCGGAGGAUUUCCUCAUUUUCAUUUUCCACAUUCUGUUCGCCACCAGCGCCGUGCUGGUGGCCGGCUCGGUUGUCAUCGGGAUCUCAUCCAACCGGUCCCUGCGAGGCCAGAACCGGUUCAUCUUCAUGCUGAACACCAGCAUCAGUGACACUCUGACCGGCUUCUCGGUCUACUACCUCGGCCUCUUCGAUGUCCAAGAGGGUUACCCCUCCAGGAACGGGACCUUUUACAUUUUACCCUCAUUCCUCGGUGUUAAUGUCCUUACCUUCCUGUUUGCUCAGUUCGACCGCUACCUUGCUGUGUGCCACCCUUUCUUUUACAACCGCUACAUAACAAGACCUGCUGUGAUUUCAGUGUGCGGGUUCUGCUGGAUCUACACCUACUUGACUCUGACGAUGCAGAACUUAGUGCCUAUCUCAAAAGCGGCUCAAAUAAAUGCCUUCGGUGUGAUGACCCUGCAGGUUAUAGUUCUCAUUAAGGUGGUCAUGACGGUUAAACUAUACAUCAUAGCCAGGGGUCAACUGGUGAGAGAGGCGCCCAGCGCAGACUGGGCCAGCAAAACGGAGUCUCUGCGCAUCAUUGUGAUUGUGGUCAUAUGUUUCUUGGCUCUGUGGGGCCCUUCCUUUAUUAACAUCAUUGUCAGGCAGCUGACUGGGAAGGGGCUCAGGUUCAGAAAUGAAGCCACCAACCUGUUUGCCACCAUGGCGCGGAUGAACGCGCUGUUCACUCCGGCUUUGUACAUCUGGGGCAGCCCGGCGCUGCGGGGGGCCGUUUGGAGAGCAGUGUGGCGGAGGGUCUGCCCCUGGAGGAGAGGAAGGUUUUGA
This is a messenger RNA of Girardinichthys multiradiatus, 870 nucleotides long. RefSeq names its product G-protein coupled receptor 15-like. The transcript has a single exon. Gene Ontology annotation, cellular component: membrane. NCBI's taxonomy places the organism in Eukaryota, Metazoa, Chordata, Actinopteri, Cyprinodontiformes, Goodeidae. The record is from RefSeq and is a predicted model, not a curated record. The coding region runs from base 1 to 870 and encodes 289 amino acids. Gene Ontology annotation, biological process: G protein-coupled receptor signaling pathway. Gene Ontology annotation, molecular function: G protein-coupled receptor activity.